Molecule: messenger RNA, 1392 nt
Organism: Saccoglossus kowalevskii
Lineage: Eukaryota; Metazoa; Hemichordata; Enteropneusta; Harrimaniidae
Product: beta-1,4-galactosyltransferase 5-like
Biological process (GO): carbohydrate metabolic process
Cellular component (GO): Golgi apparatus
Molecular function (GO): UDP-galactose:glucosylceramide beta-1,4-galactosyltransferase activity
Source: RefSeq, a predicted model, not a curated record
GGAAAAUGGCGGACGUCUCAGGGUUAUUGCGGAGUUUUUUUCAAAUAUGACAUACGGUUCAUGGUAGUUAGAUGGGUCAUGGGUUUGUUUCGGACCAGGAGGGUGAAAGACUUGGUUUUGAGGAAAUGUUUUGUUACUAUUUUCAUGCUACUCUCCUGUGCAUCGUGUGUUUCCAUGGUGGGUUACUGGGUUUAUACUGACCCAAGUGCAGCAAAUGCCUGGAUAUUUUCAUCCAUCUCCCUGAGUGAAAAUUUUGGAGAGAAGCUACGACAUUGGAAAACUGCAGUUUUAGAAGCGAAUGUACACGAGGCAAAUUCUUUAGCACGGCGCAAUGGUUCUUAUCUCACAUAUACAGGGGACCUUUUCUUAUCAGAAUCUGGAACAUGGGAACCAAUUAGUCCACCCAUCCAGUUGAACAGUUCAGAUCUGUGUCCAGAAACAAGGCUUCCAGAUUUAGAAGGUCGAUUAGAGGUAAAUAUGUCUGAGAUAACAAUGAGUCAAGUUGAAUCUAGAAUGUUUCAGACAUCAGAGAAUGGAUAUGCAGUACAUCAAAUGGUUUCUCUUGCUAAUAAAAGAUUACAGUCAUCAAUGGUGCUUAAUAAUUAUGCUGACGCAGUCUAUGGUUUUGGACUUAGCUUAGAUAUUGAUAGUUAUACUUAUUUACCUGGUGGCCAUUGGGUUCCAAAAGAUUGUAAGCCAAAAUGGAAGGUUGGCAUAAUUGUUCCAUUUAGAGAUAGAUAUGAACAUUUACCAAUAUUAUUGAGGCACGUAGUUCCCAUGUUGCAGAGACAAAGACUGGAAUUUGCUUUCUUUGUUAUAGAACAGGCUAAUCAGGAGAGUUUUAACAGGGCUAUGUUAUUCAACGUUGGCUUCCUAGAGUCACUCAAGUUUCAUUACUGGGAUUGCUUUCUCUUCCAUGAUGUUGAUCACAUACCUGAGAAUGAUAGGAACUACUAUGGUUGUGGUACAAUGCCCAGACACUUUGUGAGAGGUUUAGACAAGUAUGGCUACAGGUAAGAACUAAUAAUAGUUGAGUCCUACAGUACAGUUCUCGCGAAACCUUUGGCUUCACUUCAGCGNAUCAACGGUUUUCCAAACAGUUUUUGGGGCUGGGGUGGAGAAGAUGAUGACUUGUGGAAUAGAGUGUCAUUUGCUGGAUAUGAAGUGUCAAGGCCUGUAGGUAGUAUAGGAUAUUAUAAAUCAAUUCAACAUCAUCAUAAAGGAACACCACAAAAUCUAGCAAGAUUUUCUCUACUAUGGAAAUCGAAAGAGAGGAAUCGAUAUGAUGGGUUAAGUAACUGUAUGUACGGCCAUGCUACCAUAAGUGUACACUCACUGUACUUCAAUAUAUCUGUGGAUAUACGCAAAGUAGACAUUAUAAUGGACUCUUAA